Messenger RNA from Naegleria gruberi, 558 nucleotides. RefSeq lists its product as uncharacterized. NCBI's taxonomy places the organism in Eukaryota, Heterolobosea, Eutetramitea, Acrasida, Naegleriidae. The record is from RefSeq and is a predicted model, not a curated record. Bases 1 to 558 code for a protein of 185 amino acids. The transcript has a single exon.
AUGUAUUCGAAUGCAAACUACUGUCGUGUCACUAUCAGACAAGAUGUACCUGCUUCAUCUUACAAUGACAAUUGGCAACCAUGUAUACCAGAUCCAGUUAUUGUUCCACAACAAAGAAAUCAACAAUACUUGGUUUCUACAAGUGCUGCUAAUGGACUUUCGAAUAAUGAUGAGUUUCUUUCAAUGUUUGCAACACUUCAACUUGAUUCACAAGAGAAAUUAAUUAGAUUGUAUACCUUGAUCUUUCAAUUACAACAACAAGCAAACAUUGCUACUAGUCCUGCUUAUCAACAAGAUAAAGUUUCUACAGACGAAACCAUUCCUCCAGUUUCUUCCAUUUCACAAAACCCCCAAACAAAUGAAAGCAGCACCAGCACCUUCUCCUCAUGCUUUACAACAUCCACCUCUCCAAUCAUCCAACAUUCCAAUCAAGUUUCCUCCAAAAUCACCAAGCCAUCCAAAAUGAAAAACCAAAACCCUCAAAAACUCUCAAAACCACAAAAAUCUCAAAAACCAGAAAAAUACACAGAAUUGUGUUCUUCAUUUCGAUCUAUUUAA